GCAACACAGAAGAAUGUCAGACCCGCGCAAAACUGUUAACAAAAAGCACGGUGACAUAUUAAACAAUCCAAUUAGAGACUCUCAACAUAGAGCUAGUGAAAUGAUCAAGUCUCUGGCUAAUCUAACCGCAAAACAGAAGCCAUUCUAAUGAUAUUAAAUGGAGGGUCAAUCAACGAUAGAGUCGGAAGAAGAAAUAAAGUUAAGCGGUUCCGAGCAAUUAACACUCGUAAAUCGCGGCUACAAGAUCAUCAAAAAACUCAACGAAGGGUCAUAUGCUAAGGUUUACCUCGCAGAGUACAAGAAUCCUAAUAAACAUGAUGCCAUAUCUGUGUUGGCUUGCAAAGUCAUUGACACUAGCGUAGCGCCGAAAGAUUUCGUGAAGAAAUUUUUACCUAGGGAAAUCGAAAUGUUAAUAAAAUUGAAUCACCCCCAUCUAGUGCACACACAUAGUAUAUUUCAGAGAAGAGACAAGUAUUUUAUUUUUAUGCGUUAUAUGGAACACGGGGAUUUGUUAGAAUUCGUACUAAAGAAGGGUGCUAUUCUAGAGGACCAGGCGCGGAUAUGGACGCGGCAGCUGGCGCUGGCCAUCCAGUACAUGCACGAGCUCGGCGUGGCGCACAGAGACAUCAAGUGUGAGAAUGUUAUGUUGACCGCCAACCAGAACGCUAAACUUACUGAUUUCGGCUUCUCCCGGUUAUGCAUCGACAGAAAGCUAAGGGAUAUUCAAAGCGAGACCUUUUGCGGCUCACUUUCCUACACGGCUCCUGAAAUACUCCAGGGAACACCUUAUUACCCAAAACCUGCGGACGUGUGGUCGUUAGGAGUUGUGCUCUACGUAAUGUUGAACAGGGCUAUGCCAUUUGAAGAUAAAAAUAUGAAACAGUUAUAUCAGGCCCAGGUCAAUAACAAUUGGAAAUUUCGUGCGCGGUGUCUUAACGUCCUGUCAGAUAACUGCAAGAGGCUAGUUGCGCGAAUGUUAGAGCCGAAUUACCAACAAAGGGUGAAAAUUGAAAAUGUUAUAAAUAGUGAAUGGAUUGCGAUGGAUUCGAGGCUACUAGAAUGGACAGCGCAAGAAACUCUGGCUUAUAAGAAAGCUCAAGAAGAAAAGAGUGAGUUAUUGAAAAGGACUAUGGCCCACGCCAACAAGAGCCCUAAUCAGGUGUACAAAGCAGUUCAUAUGAUAGACGAGACCCACAACACGAUGUUGGCGUGUAAAGUGAUUGACACGACGGGUGCGCCCCGCGACUAUCUCACCAAGUUCCUGCCGCGCGAGCUGGACAUCCUCAUCCGCCUCAACCAUCCGCACAUCGUGCACGUCACCGACAUCUUCCAGCGCCGCGCCAGAUACUACAUAUUCCAGCGAUUCGCCGAAAACGGGGACCUACUCAACUACCUAACAAGCAACGGCGCUGUGCCCGAGAACCAGAGCAGGCUCUGGAUGCGACAGAUUAGCUGCGGUCUCCACUACAUCCACACUCUAAACAUCGCGCACAGAGAUUUGAAGUGCGAAAACAUAUUGAUCACAACGAAUUACAAUGUCAAGAUAACUGAUUUCGGUUUCGCGCGCGGAGUCCGCUGCAGGGAUCGGGACGUUUUGUCGGAGACAUUCUGCGGGUCGCUUUCGUACGCCGCGCCAGAAGUACUAAAGGGUAUCCCGUAUCUACCUAAGCUGGCUGAUAUGUGGUCCAUGGGGAUCAUUCUUUACACUAUGCUAAACCAAGCCCUACCAUUUAAUGAGACUUCUGCGAGAAAGUUGUAUGAGAAACAGGUGACGAAGAAGUGGCGGUUCCGCUCGAAUGUAGUGAAUCAACUAUCAGAGGAAUGCAAGCGGCAAGUUACCCAGCUGAUGGAACCGGAGGCGAAGGCGCGGCCAACGGCCAGCAGCCUCUUUAACGGUCCCUGGAUCGGCAUGGACCCUCGCCUUCUUAAGUUAACUUUUAUGGAAGAGUCACUACUCAAACAAGCUGUAGCAGUUGUCGAGAAACAGAUGAGGGAUUCCGAAGCGGAGACCGAUAUGGAGCGCAUCGCGGAAAUCCGCUGCAAGAGCCGGGGAAAAGAGGGAUUCAAAGUAUGGAAAACUAGUGACGCAACAGCAUUUGUAAAAUCGAAACAUAUGUUUGAGGAUAAUGAAAAAAAAUAAGAAUAAAAAACGAAAUCAUCAUUCAAUGUUUAUUAAAUCAUACAUUUUAUA
Molecule: messenger RNA, 2191 nt
Organism: Cydia pomonella (codling moth)
Lineage: Eukaryota; Metazoa; Arthropoda; Insecta; Lepidoptera; Tortricidae
Exons: 9
Coding region: 158-2140 (660 amino acids)
Biological process (GO): protein phosphorylation; intracellular signal transduction; microtubule cytoskeleton organization
Cellular component (GO): cytoplasm
Molecular function (GO): protein serine/threonine kinase activity; tau-protein kinase activity; ATP binding
Source: RefSeq, a predicted model, not a curated record